CAAAAUAACUACAUUUAUUAUAGUUUUUGUGAAAUUGUAAAAUGGCUUUUAAUUUGAAGGGGUGUUUCAGUGAUAUCAUUGAGUGAUUGGGGACCACACGGAUAAUUGAAAGGAAAGCAACAUGAAACCGCGACUUCAUUCUGACGUUGACUUCAAGUCAACCUCUCUUUUUCCAACACAACAAACUAAUGGUUCUGCAAUGAGUUUCACAAAAGAAAAAGUUGAACAAUAAUUCAUCAUUUUAGCAAAAGCGACAGUAGAAAAAAAUAGGAUGUGGUACAAUAAAUGUGUGACUGGUCCACACGCAUAUAGUAAAACUGUGAAGGAUGUUUCACUAUUAAUGUUAAAAAUGGACACUCAUAAAUAACUCUUACUGCAAACUCAUUUCCUGCUUUUGGUUUUUACAGAUCCUGAUACUAAAUCAACACUCCUAACUGAAAUACUAUCGCUGCCAUUUACUCUCAUGGCUAUGCAAUUACCAUAUUCUUCCUCCUCUUUCGUCUCUAAUGAUUUCACCUACGACGUGUUCAUUAGUUUCAGGGGCACCGACACUCAAUUCGGUUUCACCGGUAACCUCUAUAAAGCUCUUUCUGACAAAGGAAUCAACACCUUCAUUGAUGACAAGGAGCUUAAAAAAGGGGAUGAAAUCACACCUUCGCUCCUCAAGAGCAUUGAAGAGUCGAGGAUUGCCAUUAUCGUUUUCUCUAAGGAAUAUGCUUCUUCUUUGUUUUGUUUGGAUGAACUUGUCCACAUCAUUCAUUGCUCCAAUGAAAAGGGUAGCAAGGUUAUUCCUGUUUUCUAUGGCACCGAACCUUCUCAUGUGCGAAAACUAAAUGACAGUUAUGGUGAAGCGCUUGCUAAGCAUGAAGAUCAGUUUCAAAAUAGCAAGGAAAACAUGGAGUGGUUGCUGAAAUGGAAGAAAGCUCUUAACCAAGCUGCUAACUUAUCUGGCCACCAUUUCAAUCUUGGAAAUGAAUAUGAACGUGAUUUUAUUGAAAAAAUAGUUACAGACGUCUCCUACAAGAUCAACCACGUUCCUCUACAUGUUGCUGAUUACCUUGUUGGACUCAAAUCUCGAAUAUCAGAAGUGAACUCACUUCUAGACUUGGGGUCUACUGAUGGAGUCUGCAUAAUAGGAAUCCUUGGAACCGAAGGAAUGGGCAAGACAAAACUUGCUCAAGCAAUUUAUAAUUUGAUUUCUAAUCAAUUUGAAUGUUUGUGUUUCCUUCACAAUGUGAGAGAAAAUUCAGUUAAACAUGGCUUAGAGUAUCUCCAAGAGCAGAUCCUCUCCAAAUCAAUCGGAUUUGAAACUAAGUUUGGACAUGUUAAUGAAGGAAUUCCAGUCAUAAAACGAAGGCUAUAUUAGAAGAAAGAUUUGUUGAUUCUCGAUGACGUUGACAAAAUAAAGCAAUUGCAGGUUUUGAUCGGACAGGCUGGUUGGCUUGGUCGUGGCAGCAGAGUAAUCAUCACCACUCGAGACAAACAAUUGUUAUCAUCUCAUGGGAUUAAAUUUUUUUACGAAGCAUAUGGUUUAAAUAAGGAACAAGCUCUUGAAUUGUUAAGAACAAAGGCUUUUAAAAGUAAGAAAAAUGAUUCAAGCUAUGAUUACAUUUUAAACCGUGCAGUUAAAUAUGCUUCUGGCCUUCCAUUAGCUUUAGAAGUAGUGGGUUCCAACUUGUUUGGAAAGAGUAUAGCAGAAUGUGAGUCUUUAUUAGAUAAGUAUGACAGAAUUCCACAUGAAGAUAUCCAAAAGAUUCUUAAAGUUAGCUAUGACGCUUUGGAUGAAGAACAACAGAGUGUCUUUUUAGAUAUUGCUUGUUUCUUUAAAGAGCGUAGAAAGGAGUUUGUCCAAGAGGUACUUCAUGAUCAUUAUGGUUAUUGCAUAAAAAGCCACAUUGGAGUGCUAGUUGAUAAAUCUCUUAUAAAGAUUAGUUUUUAUGGUGGGGUGACAUUACAUGACUUGAUAGAGGAUAUGGGUAUAGAAAUCGUCCGACAAGAAUCACGUAAUAAGCCUGGAGAACGCAGUAGGUUGUGGUGUCAUGACGAUAUAGUUCAUGUUUUACAGAAAAACAUAGGAACUAGUAAAAUUCAAAUGAUAUAUCUGAAUUGUCCCUCAGAGGAACCUGUAAUAGAGUGGAAUGGAGAGGCCUUUAAGAAGAUGACAAUCUCAAAACACUUGUCAUAAAAAGUGGUCAAUUUUCCAAAAGUCCUAUGUAUAUUCCAAGUACUUUGAGAGUAUUGAUAUGGGAAAGAUAUUCUUUGAAGUCUCUAUCAUCUAGUAUUUUUAGCGAGGCAAGUGAAUUUUCCAAUUGUGCAUAUUUAUAAAUUCACUAUUAGAUUUUAGUUUUUAGUUACUUAUUUCUUAUUUUUUUAUGCAGAAGUUCAACUAUAUGAAAGUCUUGACAUUGAACCAUUGUCACUAUUUAACUCAUAUACCCGAUGUCUCAGGUCUAUCAAAUUUUGAAAAGUUCUCGUUUAAAAAGUGUAAAAAUUGAAUUACAAUUCACGAUUCGAUUGGGCAGCUAAGUAAACUUAAAAUCUUAAAUGCAAAAAAUUGCAACUCGCUAGAGAGUUUUCCACCCUUACGGUUGCCCUCUCUUAAGCAAGUGAAACUCGCUUAUUGUAGGAGUCUCAAGAGUUUUAUAGUGAUUCUAUAGUGAUUUCAAAUGUGGAUCACGUUCUUCUCAACCAAAGCAACUUAUCAGAUGAAUGUCUCCCAAUACUUCUCAAGUGGUGUGCUAAUGUGAAAUUGUUAUACUUAUCUGGUAACAAUUUCAAAAUUCUUCCUGAGUGCCUUAGUGUAUGUCACCUUCUUAGGAUCCUUAAUUUGGAUGAAUGCAAGGCUCUUGAAGAAAUUAGAGGGAUUCCACCAAAUCUAAAUUACUUGUCUGCAAUGGAAUGCGAUUCAUUGAGUUCCUCAAGUAGAAGAAGGCUAUUGAGUCAGAAACUACAUGAAGCUGGAUGCACUGAUAUUCGUUUUCCAACCAGAACAGAGGAGAUUCCAGAUUGGUUCGAGCAUCAAAGCAGGGGACAUGGCACAAUUUCUUUCUGGUUUCGUAAAAAGAUCCCUUCUAUUACUUCUAUUCUUCUUUGUCCUGGAACCGGGCAGAUUUCAGAAGUCGAUUUGUUUGUCAAUGGCGAUGAAUGUUAUGAUUCUAAUUAUUUAUGGUGUGGUUCUAACUUUAUGGCGAGUCCAGACUCAGAACAUGCAUUUUUGUUUGACUUGAAAUUGGAAGAACAGAUUGACUUACAGUAUGAAGUGGACUUAGCAGAAUGGACUCAUGUGGAGCUUAAGUUGACGAUUGAGGAUGAUUAUAGUGACACGGAGGAGAAUGAUAUUAGUGAGGAUGAGAAGAUUAAUAUAUUAAGGAGUGCACCAAUGGGAAUCCACGUUUUAAAGGAGAAAAGCAACACGGAGGAGGAUGUGAUAUUCACCAAUCCUUAUAAUAGAAAGAGAAAAUUAGAUGAAUAUCUGAAUGCUUCAUUAUCACAAUUUGAGUCUCCUUUGAAAAAGCAAAGAUUGGUAGGAGUGGGAGUUUUAGAGAUAGAAAUUUUUCAGCAGCAACAUCUAGAAGCUUUACUGUCAGGCAUGCGGAACAUGGUGCUAACUGAAACAAAAUAAAAGUAACACCAAGGCUAAAUUCCUUGGUCCAGCUAUAACAUAAGGAUUCUUCAAAUUUAUCAUAAGCAAUCAGUUCUGAUAAAAGUUUAGGAAUCCAUCUCUCGGUCCGACUAUAUUCCUUCAAUCCGGGUGUAGUGGAAGUUGGGGACUUUCACACAACAUCUAUUAGAUUGCGUCGAAUCCUAGAUUUAUGUUGUUACAAGAAACCAUCUGUAGUGAUCUGGCUAUUCGCAUUGUCAUGCGGGAUGAUGUGAUUGUUCAAGAAUGGAGGAUGUUUGAAAAUUAAUGAUAUGCUUUGAAUCUCGGUUGAAGAGUUUUGAAAAUUUCAAUGUUGAGUAAUAUAUGCAUUGUUCAAGAAGAAAAGAAGAAUGGAGGAUGAUGUGAUUUUCAUCAAUCCUUACAGAGAGAGUAAAUCAGAUAAGGAUAUCAGAGUUUCUGAGACAGAACUUGUGUAGACGCAACAACACUGUAUGGCUCUUGUGUUUACAAGGACCAUAUUUUCAUCACUAAACAUGUUUUUUUUCCGCAUUUGGCAGAAAAGUGAUUUGUCCAGCUAGCCACAUAAUAGAAGACGCUGAAGUAUUCUUGUGUUUCGUUAAAGUCUGGGUUUGUAAUAAAUAGAAAGUCUAUUUUUUUUUAUUCGUAUUUUUCCUUUUUAUUGGAUCAACAAUGCACUACUCAUGUUCAUAUGAUUAAAUUGAUUUUAGGAAUACAAGUGUUUCUACAUACUGUGAUAUUGACAGAUGGUUCA
This is a messenger RNA of Medicago truncatula (barrel medic), 4373 nucleotides long. Its product is annotated as toll/interleukin-1 receptor-like protein. Gene Ontology annotation, biological process: signal transduction; defense response. The transcript has 6 exons. NCBI's taxonomy places the organism in Eukaryota, Viridiplantae, Streptophyta, Magnoliopsida, Fabales, Fabaceae. The record is from RefSeq and is a predicted model, not a curated record. The coding region runs from base 464 to 1366 and encodes 300 amino acids.